CGUGAUAGACAGUAAACUACGAACGGGAUUUUGUCUCGAAAGCGCGAAGAUCCUCUCUCCAACACGCCUUGCUUCCACAAUGCUGAACGCUGUCAGCAGCGGCCAUGUUUCGGAGAUGUUCAGAUACGCGCCGCUCUCGUUGGACCAUUUCCGAUUACUCCAGAUCCUGCCCGGAAAGGGUGGGUACGACGACGAAGUGGAAUGUGUCAUUGAUGAGUAUCCGCUCGCGCAGCGCACGACGCCCGAGUACGUGGCUCUGUCGUACACCUGGGGUGAUCGAGAAGGGGGCAGCAUUGGCCUCAACGGCCGACGCUUCGAGGUCGGGUUCAACCUGCAAGACAGCCUGAAGGCGCUGCGGUUUCACAACGUCGGGCGGUACGUCUGGAUUGAUGCCAUAUGCAUCAACCAGGACGACUUCGAGGAGCGCAAGACGCAGGUAGCCAGAAUGAACGAGGUGUACACGCUAGCCGUCUGCGUCGCCGUCUGUCUCACGCCAGAAAGCGGGGAGGAGGAGACUGGGAUCGUGGACGAGUCGUAUCGAACGUUCGCGGAGUACCGGAGGCACUGGAAACGGGGCCAGCUGACCGAUUUCAGCGGGACCGCCGGUCAGGACAGCGCCCGCAUGUACAACAGCGUGAGCUGGCUGGCGGGGAAGAGCUACUUUAGCAGGCUGUGGAUCGUGCAGGAGAACGUGCUGGCGAAGAAGAGGGUGCUCAUCUGUCGCAAGCACAAGACCCCGUGGCUGCAUGUGCGCUUCAUGGUCGGCGAGGCGGUCGCGCGGCCCCCCCAAGGUGUGGAUCAGACGGCAUUCGCGACCAAAGUCCUGCGCUCCGGCCUAGAGCAGAUCUCCCGGAUCGAGGCGAAUAAGCAAUCACCCGGCGAUCUGUGCGCGACGGGCGUGGCAGGCAUCAAAGCGGACUCGACGCCGGCCGAAGUGCUGUGGUGGACUAUGAACCUCUACCGCGGUCAGCGGUGCAAGGACGCCCGCGACAGGGUGUAUGGCAUGCUUGGGCUGCCUCAGCUGCAGCACCACGCUAUACGCAGCGCGCUGGCGGCUGACUACGAGAUGAGCAACACAGACCUGUUUGCGUAUCUGGUUGUGUGGCUGGAGAAGAACGGGCCGAUAAAGCGGUUCGGGUCCAGGGAAAACUCGCCGCUGGUGCGGUGGUGUUUCCUCCAGAAUAUCCUCGAAGUCGAUGUCGGCGCCGUCCUAGCCACGCUGAGAACGAACGAAUCGAACGCAUCCAGCCGCCCUGCGGUGGCUAAGGCGUGGCACGAGAUCAAGGGCCGGUCGUACUCUGUGCGUGCAUAUUACCAAGGCACAGUCAAGCGAACGAGUCCCGUCGACGACGUUGAGGAGAUUCUCCGCACCUUGGCGCAAGAGGGAGGCGACGAGGAGGCAAAGCGGAAACAGUCUAGGAUACUACAACACAUGAACCAAUUCCACCCGACGGCGGAUAGAACUGCUAACUCCAGUCCGCAGUCCACAUGGGCGCAGAUUGAGUGCAACUCUGGAGCCAUGGGAUAUGCAAAUCCGGCUACGCGCCCUGGAGACGUUAUCGUCCACUUGUUCUGCGACUACACGCCCAACAACACCGCCAUCUCUACGUCUGUUAUGCUACGCGAGGAGGCAGACUCGUCCUUCAUUUUCAUCGGGCCAGCCGCAUCGGCAGAGGCACUGGCGUCGACCAACCUGUCCUCGAGCCAUGAGGCCACCACGACCGUACAGAAGAUGCCAUCGAGACGCGCACCGCCUAGCGAGAAGCACAAGACCGAGCAAAAGCGGCUCCAGGGCUUGCAUGUCGCGCUCGACAGCACGACGCUUGCAGCUAUGACGUCGCCGGAUGCCUGUCGCUCCGUCGAGGCGACCUGGAGGCCAAAGGCCGGGUUUUCUGCGCGUUCCCCGAACGCUGCGUAGCACGACAGCGACGCUUUGUGUGCGCGUGUGCGAACGCUCUUUUCUACGCUCGACGUGCACGCAUUUGCAACCGUCCUUACUCUGCAGCCUUCGCCCAAGAGGCGAGGCACGUCGUCUGUGGGGUCCGCGAAACCCACCUAAGUCGCACUGUCUGCGGUCCAUAGGAUUGGGCAGCCCACGGGAUCGCCG
Molecule: messenger RNA, 2107 nt
Organism: Verruconis gallopava
Lineage: Eukaryota; Fungi; Ascomycota; Dothideomycetes; Venturiales; Sympoventuriaceae
Exons: 1
Coding region: 80-1918 (612 amino acids)
Source: RefSeq, a predicted model, not a curated record